Molecule: messenger RNA, 2631 nt
Organism: Theileria orientalis strain Shintoku
Lineage: Eukaryota; Apicomplexa; Aconoidasida; Piroplasmida; Theileriidae
Exons: 4
Biological process (GO): transcription-coupled nucleotide-excision repair
Cellular component (GO): nucleus
Molecular function (GO): ATP-dependent chromatin remodeler activity; ATP binding
Source: RefSeq, a predicted model, not a curated record
UUGCAGAAUUUGCAGUAUAUUUUAAAUCGGCUGAAGCAAAAAUUAAAAGAAAAGGAUAAAAAUUACCAAAAAUAUAAAAGAUUUCACGACAACAUACUCGCGAUAAUACAAUAUAAGAUAAUCAAUGACUCCAUAACAAAAGAAGAUAAAGUUGAAAAGGGAAUACAGUAUCAGUUGAUAGGAGAAAAUAAUAUCAUAAUCAACGAUGAACAGCUUAUAUUGGAAGAUUUGUCGCACACAAGUAACGUGUCGAGGCCCAAGGAGGGUGUAAAGGAUGAAGAAGGCAAGGCUAAGGAAGUAGUAAUAAAGGAACAAAGAGUAGUAAAGCUGCACGACCAAAUAUAUGUACCUCUGGAGUACUACAAUAAGCUGUACGUGCAUCAGAAAAAGGCACUAACCUGGCUGACGAAGCUGCACGUGAGUAACCUGGGUGGAAUACUGGCAGACGACAUGGGCCUGGGAAAGACGAUUACAAUCCUGUCGCUGAUAAACACACUGAUCUACUCAAGUAACUUAAUAGUUGAAAGAGGAAGAACAAAAGCCGAAGACUUGGAUAGCGUGUAUAGAAUAAUGAUAGUGUGCAACGUGACGCUGCUAGAGCAGUGGAGAGAAGAGAUAAAUAAGUGGAUAUUCAGCAAUAUAAAGCUGUACAUACUGCACAGCAACUACGACGUCAACAGAGACUACUACGGAAUAAAUGAAGAGUCAGGAGACGAAGUGUACCUGGUGGGAUACGAGUACCUGAGAGUAAACAUCGAGUACAUCAACAACUACGAGUGGAAGUACCUGAUACUGGACGAGGGGCAGAAGAUAAGGAACCCGAACUCGCUGAUAACACUGGCAGUGAAGACGGUUAAAACGCCACACAGAAUAGUCAUCUCAGGCUCGCCAAUACAAAAUAACCUGAUUGAGCUGUGGUCGCUCGUCGACUUCAUACUGCCGAACUACCUGGGAUCGCUAAACUCGUUCAUAGAGGAGUUCGUGGCGCCAAUAUCAAGCAACAGUCUGAACAAUAAGCACAUAAACAGGCUGAAGCUGCUUAUUCUGCCGUACAUAUUCAGAACGCUUAAGUCGAACAUGGGAGCGAAAAAUGACCUGUUUAGCAAGUUGACAGACCCAAGUACGGAGGUAGAAGGUGACGACGAGGCAGCAAAUGAUGGUGAUGGGUUGAAUAAGAAGAGUAGUAGGGCUGAUGAGGGUGGUAAGAGUGAUAGGUUGGAUUAUGGUAAGCGUGGUAAGGGUAAUGGUAAGGGUGAGAAAGGUGGUAGGGAUGAGAGUAAGUGUGGCGGGUAUUGCGAAAGUGAAGUUGCGGAAGAGAGAGGGCGUAUUAAUCAGAGCAUAGGAGAAGUAGAUUUGCCAAAUAAAGUUGAAAGAAUAAUACUGUGUAACCUGACAUUUGAACAGUAUAAACUGUACGUAGAAGUGCUAAAUAAGUUCAAGUAUAGCAGCAAAGGAAUGACAAGCCAGAGCGUUAAGAUGACGAAAGACAUGAGAAAGUUGAUAGGAAAGGAACUGACGAGAGAUAAGCACAUACUGAAGGUGAUCAGCACGCUGAGAAAAAUAUGUAACCACCCGAAGCUGAUGUUUAAGCAGACACAAGCGUUGUCGGACACGAGUAGAAGCAGUAGCGAAUCAGAGGCACGGAAGAAAACGUCGAAGAGAGCAGGCGCAGGAAAAUGGAGCAGCAGUAAGCUGAACGUAUGUCUGAAAAUAAUAGAUAUCUGGCACAAGGAAGGAAGCAAGGUGCUGGUCUUUACGCAGACGAUAGGGAUGCUGUCGAUCAUAUACAACGAACUGCUGAAAACAUAUGAAAGAGAACAAAUAGCAAUACUGCACGGGAAGAUAACCAUCAAUAACAGAAACAAGGUGAUAGAAGCAUUCAGAAACGAAGAAAACAUAUUCGUAAUGCUCCUGACGACAAAAGUGGGAGGAAUAGGACUUAAUUUGACAGUGGCAACAAGAAUCGUAAUCUACGACCCAGAUUGGAACCCGAUGACGGACCUGCAAGCAAGAGAGCGGAGCUACAGAAUAGGACAGACGAAGCAAGUGACGAUCUACAGGCUGGUAACUGCGAACACAAUCGAGGAGAAGAUAUACCAGAGGCAGCUGUACAAGUGCUACCUCACUAAUAAGAUACUCAACCACAACAACGUGCUCUUCUACAACAAGUACAUCAACAACCUGCAGUACAUACUCUCGUACCCGCCGCCGCCAGCAGGGAUAGCGAUGACUAGAGACGAAGAAGUCGGCGAGGAGGCGUACCAGAAGGCCGCAGGCGGCGACGCAAAGCACGCCUCCGAAGACGAAGACCGCUUCUAUAAGUUGCUGGUUAACGACGACAGGAACAACAACAUAAACAGCUACAUCAAGUACAACGACAUCAUCAGCAAUAUGCAGCAAGCGGCAGAGAACAACAGCUACGCGUCGCUGUCAGUGGCGAAAGGGGCGCCCUCGACGAGGAGCGAGUGGGCGCUGAGCAGGAACGUGGACAAGAACAGGCAGCUGCUGUACAACCUGAAGGGCAAAAACAACAAGAGCAUCAGGUACAUCAUCACGAACCAGAUCCUCCACUACUUUAACACAAACUCGAGGGAAAUAAUCACGACGAACAGAGUAAGUUGCCGCAAUUGA